Messenger RNA from Sphaerodactylus townsendi, 347 nucleotides. RefSeq names its product alpha-actinin-4-like. Bases 27 to 347 code for a protein of 106 amino acids. The transcript is spliced from 3 exons. The record is from RefSeq and is a predicted model, not a curated record. Gene Ontology annotation, biological process: actin cytoskeleton organization; muscle cell development. Lineage: Eukaryota; Metazoa; Chordata; Lepidosauria; Squamata; Sphaerodactylidae. Gene Ontology annotation, molecular function: actin filament binding. Gene Ontology annotation, cellular component: Z disc; cell projection; cortical actin cytoskeleton.
CAGAGAUUGUUGACGGCAAUGCGAAGAUGACCCUGGGCAUGAUCUGGACGAUCAUCCUCCGAUUCGCCAUUCAGGACAUCUCAGUGGAAGAGACCUCAGCCAAGGAAGGCCUGUUGCUAUGGUGCCAGCGGAAGACGGCCCCCUACAAGAACGUCAACGUGCAGAAUUUCCACAUCAGCUGGAAAGACGGCCUUGCUUUUAAUGCCUUGAUCCACAGACACAGACCGGAACUGAUCGAAUACGACAAGCUCAGGAAGGUACGUCAGCAGAGGCCCCUGGCUUUGCUCCCCCAGAAUCCAGCCGAGCCUGAAGGGUUAUUGCAGUCCACCCCGCUGUCUGGGAUCUAA